This is a messenger RNA of Daphnia pulicaria, 3556 nucleotides long. RefSeq names its product elongation of very long chain fatty acids protein AAEL008004-like. The transcript is spliced from 3 exons. Gene Ontology annotation, biological process: fatty acid elongation, polyunsaturated fatty acid; fatty acid elongation, monounsaturated fatty acid; fatty acid elongation, saturated fatty acid. Lineage: Eukaryota; Metazoa; Arthropoda; Branchiopoda; Diplostraca; Daphniidae. Gene Ontology annotation, cellular component: endoplasmic reticulum membrane. The record is from RefSeq and is a predicted model, not a curated record. Gene Ontology annotation, molecular function: fatty acid elongase activity. Bases 1511 to 2347 code for a protein of 278 amino acids.
CCAUCAUCCCUGUUUGGACCUCACAUAUCAGAGUGUGCUUAUCAAUCUCAAUAACAUGUGUUACAGCAGCAUUGUUCAAACGUUAAUCGACGAAAGUAGCAGAAUCUGGGACCUAAGAGAUAAGCGGACGGAUGGGUGGCCACUAGCGAAUACUCCACAUACGCCAGUGCUCAUAUGUCUGACUUACUUGUUUGUGGUCAAAAUCCUGGGACCGAAGCUGAUGCAAAAUCGACCAGCCUACGAGUUGCGGGGUGUCCUGAUGGUUUACAACGCCUUCCAAAUCCUUUUCAACGGUUGGAUGUUCUACCACAUUUGCCGUCUGACAUGGUUCAACGGAUACAGUUUCAUUUGCCAGCCCGUGGAUUACUCCGACAACGCGGACGCUCUACAACUCAUUGUCUUGGGCUAUUACGUUUACAUUUUAAAAUUAUUUGAUUUUCUCGAUACCGUAUUUUUCGUCAUGCGCAAAAAGGAGAAUCAGAUCACUUUCUUGCACGUUUACCACCACGCUAGCAUUCCUCUGACUGUUUGGGUUGUCUUCCGAUUUGUGCCGGGCGGGCAAAGUAUUUUCAUGCCCACGUUUAAUAGCUUAGUUCAUUUCGUGAUGUACUUUUACUAUCUGAUGGCUGCGAUGGGUCCGCAGUUUCAGAAGUAUCUGUGGUGGAAGAAAUACCUGACCGUUUUCCAGAUGGUUCAGUUUAUUCUUGUUGGUUUGCACGGAUUGCAAUUGUUUUUCAUCGAGUGCGAUUUCCCCACCUUCUAUCGGUGGUUCUUCGUCGUACAGUCGAUCAUGUUUUUCAUAUUGUUUAAACGUUUCCAUUCUAGAGCGUACAAGACAAUUACAGUCGACCUAAAAAAAUUUAAUAAAAUUGCAUAAAUUAGCCCAUAACUACCAAGUCCACAAGAUAUUAUUAUUAUUGAAGAAAGCAGCUUUCGUGAAAGGAGUUAGUGUUGCGAUUUUAGUUUGUAACUUAUAGCAGAAAUUUUAAUUUAGCGUUAUAUUCAGUUUCAUUUUUAUAACUUAAUUUAUUGACAAUGUUUUUUAAGACCUUUGUUUUGUCAAAAUAACUUUCGAAUUUCGUUUCAGUGAGCAACGCUAUAUAGCUUUCCAAUAUAAGAAGAGGAAUAUGUGUGAGAAUGCGUGAAUGUGUCAGGUCUAGGGGGGUUUGCGAUGCCCUAAGCGGGGAAUCACCGUUCCCAGAAGCUUCCCAUUCCCCCCUCACCCUCUUAUUUCCCCUUGUCGUAAAGAAAAUUUCACUUGAUUGCCGUAACUUUCAGCAUACGAAAAUUUUUAUUGAAAAAAAACCACGCGGGCUCUAAUUCAAAACUGCGUCAUAUCGAUGGGCUUAUUUGUUAUAAAUACGAGUCGAAUAGGUUCUUUGCUUUUCUGUACUAUUUCAUCGGAACAGUGUAACGCAACCUGCAUCUCUCUUCUCUCUGUAUAAGAACCAAAUAUAUAAAAUCGUAUCUUAAUUUUCUGUGCAACGCUCAACUUAAUUGCACCUAUAUAAUGGGGUCCAUCGUUCAGGCUUUCAUUUUUCUGUGCCGAAGAGUCUGGGAGAUGAGAGAUAAGCGAACAGAUGGAUGGCCGCUGAUGGAACCUCCAUAUUCACCAUUCCUGAUAUGCCAAGCGUACCUGAUUCUGGUCAAAAUUAUAGGGCCGAAACUGAUGCGAAAUCGACCAGCCUACGAUCUCCGAGGAGCUCUUGUGACUUACAACGUCUUCCAAAUCAUUUUCAACGGUUGGAUAUUCUACCAAGUUUGUCGCCUUACGUGGUUCAAAGGGUACAGCCUGAUUUGCCAGCCGAUGGAUUAUUCCUACAGCGAGGAUGCUCUCCAAAUUAUCAAGACUGGAUACAUUUACGCUCUUUCGAAGCUGAUCGAUUUCCUCGACACUCUAUUCUUCGUUCUGCGGAAAAAAGAGAGCCAACUCACUUUUUAUCACAUUUACCAUCACGUGUGUAUGUUCCUGACCAUAUGGAUCGGCUUCCGAUUCAUUUCCGGCGGCCAAAGUGCUUUUCUACCCACCGUCAACACUUUGGUGAACGUUGGCGUUCACAUUUAUUACCUGAUCACAGCCAUGGGUCCGCGUUUCCGAAAAUAUCUCUGGUGGAAGAAAUAUCUCAGCGUUGUUCAAAUGCUGGAGUUUCUUUUUAUCGGUGUGCACGGGUCGCAGAUGUUGUUCGUCGAGUGCGGCUUCCCCGCUGCCGUGUCCUGGUACUAUGUCGUUCAGGUGAUCGUUUUUUUUCUACUUUUUAAAAAUGGCCAUUUGAAAUCGUAUCCACAAAAUAAGAAAGAUAUCGAUAACGAGAAAAACUUAAAUUGGGAACUAAAUUUCACUAAAUAAUCGAACUAAUGUACGGUAUGUGUUUCGAAUAUUUUUAGGCAACACUUUAUUUGCCAUCAGGCAUAUUUUUUAUUUUUAUGUUGCGUGCCUGAAGGCAUGUUUGCGUUCAUUAUUCGACAUCAAAUGGAGAUAAGAAUAUCUCGUUUAGUUGUUUCUCUUCCAAGCACUUGAGUGCUCUGAAUGUGUGACUCGAAUAGCAUUUACUUAUAAAUAAUACAAAGAACAUUUUUAUGUAAUGUAUUCAGAUGUGAGAAUAGCGAAUUGCAGAAUGGCUGUAAAAAGAAAAAAGUGGCACUUUCAUGGCAGCACUUCCGCUUUCUUUCAGCUUUCUAAAACUAUAUCAAUUCAAUCUCUCUCUCUCGAAAAAAGUUGAUCGCUUGUAGUGAUGAAUAUAUUAACUCUCUGAAAAGAAUGACAAAUGUGCAUCGUCAGCAUGGAUAUAGAAAUCCUGCGCUCUCUUCUCUUCUCGCUUCCUGAAUAUUAUGACCGUUGGCGCUUCCGUCGAUUAUAACCAUCCACACACUACAUCGUAAAGCAUUGAACUCUGUCAUAUAAAGUUGUAAACCCGCUCACGCACAUGAGAAACCCGGUCCCACAGGGCGUUGUCUUUUGGUGCCUUUACGGUGCACUGAAUCGUAGAUAUAUAGAUAGAUAUUAUAUACGUAUUACUAUGCAAUUUUAAUAGGUAGCAAGGUGGGCACAAGGCUACAAAAAUGCUCAAGUAAAAAUUUAUCCUUCGUGCGGCUAUCGUAAAAAAAAAGCGCUUGAUAAACAUUUACAGCCCCUUAUUCUUUCCUUGACAUUUGUUCUAGAGGAAUGAUAGCAGCUGACAAAUAUAUCAAUUUCAUCCUGACUUUUCAUGCAAUAAUAUCAAAUGGCUUAUUUCUUUAUCAGAGAAAAAAAAAAUACUGAAAACGAUACAACGACUGGCAUAACAGUAAAACGGGAUUCAAUUUAAUGAAUACUUCUGAAAUUUCAAAUGUACAACUGUAAGUUGAAUUGUGUCGUCGUAUAACAAUCGCACGUGUCUCUGCUUUGGAAGUUGUGAAAAUCAGCAAAGACAAAAAGACGAAACGCGUCGUGCAGCAAUAUUUUUAUUGGUCGAUUGAUCUGUUGGUUUUCAAAAUGAAAACACUCUAACCCAUUUGAUCUGAAAACAGAUUUCUUAUUUUCUUACCGUACUUACUUUGUGUAGCUCCAAAAUUAUGA